AUGUUGUCUCAACAUUGCCUGCUGACUUUGGUGGGACAGGCAAAAAUUCCCCUGACUUUGAUGUUGUGAGUACCAACACUUCCAAUGACAGUGAAAAAACCUUGAUAGAUAGUAACAAUUCGGAGCGCACUCUGCCGGACAGAGUGGACUCUGUGGACAGUCAGGACGAUCCCUUCAGCUGGAACAGACAGAACAGUUUAGCGUCAACUAUGAAAGAAUGGGAUAUUCCCUUUGAAGAUCUUUACAUCACUGAGGCUAUUGGGAAAGGGAGGAUUGGGACUGUAUAUAAAGGAUUGUGGCAUGGUGAUGUGGCCAUUAAAUUAUUGGAUGCCGGGAAUAGCACCAACAAUGAUUCUCAAUUAGCGGCUUUUAAACUUGAGAUUGCAAUUUUGCGGAAGACACGACAUGAGAAUCUAGUAUUAUUUAUGGGUGCUUGUAUGACGCCACCUAGAUUAGCUAUUGUUACAAGUUUCUGUAAAGGACAGACACUGUAUACUUUGAUACACCUCAACAAGACCUCAUUCAAGAUAAAUAAGGCCAUUGUUAUAGCAUCGCAGGUGGCUCAGGGCAUGAGUUACCUGCACGCAAGGGGCAUCAUCCAUAAAGACCUGAGGACAAAGAACAUUUUCAUGGACAGCGGAAAGGUGGUCAUCACCGACUUUGGUCUUUUCCACGUUACCAAGUUAUGUAGGGGCAACAACAAAGAUAACUGGCUGUGUGUACCAAAGGGCUGGUUGUGUUACCUGGCACCGGAGAUCAUCCGGUCUCUUAAAGCUAUGCAGCAGUUGCAGUCUGAUUUGCCUUUCACAAAAAUGUCAGACAUGUACGCUUUUGGCACUGUUUGGUAUGAACUGCUAUGCAAUGAUUGGCCGUUUCGCAGUCAGCCUUGUGAGACUAUCAUUUGGCAAGUGGGUCAAGGUAUUAAGCAGUCAUUGAGCACUGUUAACUCUCCUAGAGAAGUUAAGGAGAUUCUCAUAUCAUGUUGGUCAUUUCGUGCCAGUGAGCGUCCAGACUUCUCACAGAUUGCCAAGGCUCUAGACCGUGUCCCACGUACACGUUUGAUUCGGAGCCCCUCUCACCCUUGCCAGCUGAGCCGGAGUUCAGAUGCACUGUCAUUGGUUUGA
This is a messenger RNA of Candidula unifasciata, 1124 nucleotides long. NCBI's taxonomy places the organism in Eukaryota, Metazoa, Mollusca, Gastropoda, Stylommatophora, Geomitridae. The record is from the annotation of a GenBank genome assembly.